This is a messenger RNA of Lindgomyces ingoldianus, 1300 nucleotides long. RefSeq names its product Nitroreductase. NCBI's taxonomy places the organism in Eukaryota, Fungi, Ascomycota, Dothideomycetes, Pleosporales, Lindgomycetaceae. Gene Ontology annotation, biological process: cellular response to oxidative stress. The record is from RefSeq and is a predicted model, not a curated record. Bases 459 to 1067 code for a protein of 202 amino acids. The transcript is spliced from 3 exons.
CAGGAAUUGCUCCCGACACUCUUGCGAGGUAGCUAUCGGCAUCAAUUAGGCACCGCAUUCGCCGCUUCACCGACCUUUCAGGAGCCAUAUCCGGCAUCUGGUUGCACCGUUAGAUCGCGUUGUUCCUGCUGGCUGGGCUAUCAAGCUUUUUUCGGCCCCGGAGAUUCAUGGUCGGGGGUUUCGCUAACCGAUCUUCCAGGAACUACAUUCCUCUCUCUCAGGCGGUAAGCUUUCAGGCAGGGUGGCUGAGCGGCACGGCUCAAGUACAAGAAGAAGCCAAGUACCUCUUCGUUUACUCUCUUCUACCUCUAUCAAUCACCGUCUCUCCUCUCCCGUACCUACCUCUUAGCCUGUGGCACAUCUUGGUUUAGAUAUAGUCCUGAGAUACUAGCCUUUGCCUCACGCUCUUACCACCCCGCACCUUCCCAGCCACCUUCCUAGUUUCUUAACACACAAACAUGGCUUCUACAACUCCCUUUCUCACUGCCGUGGCUGGGCGUCGAUCUAUGUACGCUCUCUCCAAGGAGUCGCCUAUCUCCAACGACCGUAUCCUCGAGAUCGUUAACCAUGCUUUGAAACACGCCCCUUCACCCUUCAAUGUCCGGAGCACUCGCUGCAUUGUUCUCUUCGGCGAGGAACACAGCAAGCUCUGGGAGAAUGCGUACAAGGUGACCGAGGCUGCUACUCCGCAAGCGAUUGGCAUUCUUGGCCCAAAAAUCAAGGGCUUUGAAGGCGCAUACGGCACUUGUAUGUUUUUUGACGACUCCGAGGCCUACAACGACCUGACUCCCCGCUUUGCCGCUCUCUCAAAGACCUAUCCUGAGUGGGAGGAGCACUCUUCCGGCAUGCACCAAUUCAUCGUCUGGACUGCCCUGGAGGCUGAGGGCUUGGGCUGCAACGCUCAGCACUACCAGCCAUCAAUUACCCCAUACGUCAACAAGACCUAUGACGUCCCCGCAUCGUGGGCCCUCAAGUGUCAGAUGGUGUUCGGGAAGCCCACCGCCCCUGCUGGUGAUCCUAAGCCUAAGACUCACUUGGAGAAGGCGCUUAGGGUCUAUGGUGCUUAGAGACCUUCUCUGUGCAUCAUUUCUUUCGUAUAGACUACAUCAGCAAAGAGCAUUUCUGGCGAAACUUGGGGUACCCUGUCACUGGAAUGACAUUGGUGCGAAAUCUUUCUAGAUAGAAGAAUUGAACAAUUUCUUCUCAAGUUUCUAUCCUUACAGCUUGUUUGCACAUCUUUCAGAACAAUAAUAUAGAUGCUUUGUCUCGUAAGGCAUCUUGCUGAAAUUUUGGAGAGUAU